Paramecium tetraurelia is the source of this 882-nucleotide messenger RNA. RefSeq lists its product as uncharacterized. Gene Ontology annotation, biological process: regulation of DNA-templated transcription. The transcript is spliced from 6 exons. Gene Ontology annotation, molecular function: RNA polymerase II cis-regulatory region sequence-specific DNA binding; DNA-binding transcription factor activity, RNA polymerase II-specific. The record is from RefSeq and is a predicted model, not a curated record. NCBI's taxonomy places the organism in Eukaryota, Ciliophora, Oligohymenophorea, Peniculida, Parameciidae. Gene Ontology annotation, cellular component: nucleus.
AUGAGAAAGAAAAUAGAGAAAACAAAAAAAAAACCUUGGACUGAUUAUGAAGACACUCAAGUUAUGUAAUUGGUAGAGUAGUAUGGUCCUCAUAAAUGGACUUUUAUAGCUUCCAAAUUACCAGGAAGGAUUGGAAAAUAAUGUAGAGAGAGAUGGCAUAAUCAUUUGAAUCCUUUAAUUAAAAAGAAUCCAUGGGAUUCCAGUGAGGAGUGGCUCCUUUUCUUGUAUCAUAAAGCAAUAAGCAAUAAAUGGGCAGAAAUUGCUAAGCAUCUAGAAGGAAGAACAGACAACGCCAUAAAGAAUCAUUGGAAUUCUGGAAUGAAAAAAAGAAUCCCGGAAUUCACAGAUAAAUUAUUAGGAAUAAAAUAAUAGUUUCUCUAAAAAGGGUUGCCUUCUUACUUUGAUCAAUUUGAGGUUGAGUUUGAAAGAAAAGCUUUAGAAAUCAUCUUUCUCAAUAAAACCUAUGUAAGUCUACUCACAGAUUCCGAAGACGAAGAUGAAGAACCUAAAAAAUAACCAAUCUAAUAAAGUAGAGAGAGCACAGCCAUUAGAAUCUAAUAAUAUGUAGAUAAUAAUUUAAUAUUCUCAUAGAAUGAUAUGAGAAAUAGAACUAUUAUUAAGCAUCCUAGAAGAAAUAGAAUGCAUAAAAAAAAGAAAAUAAUAAUUCAAAUAAAGAGAAACUUUUUAUAAUGGACACACACACCUUAGAAAUAUGAAAAUGAUGAUUAUUAUUAUACACCUGCUGCAUUUAAUAAAUAAAGAAGAAUGAGUAGCAGUCUUAAAUAUAGUUAGCUUCAAAGCUAUGUAAAUGAGAGCAUAUAACAAUAGUUUAACGAAUCUUACAUUGAAAGGGAAGAACUAAAGCAAAAUUUAUUCCUUUGA